This is a messenger RNA of Lobosporangium transversale, 411 nucleotides long. RefSeq lists its product as hypothetical. NCBI's taxonomy places the organism in Eukaryota, Fungi, Mortierellomycota, Mortierellomycetes, Mortierellales, Mortierellaceae. The transcript is spliced from 3 exons. Bases 1 to 411 code for a protein of 136 amino acids. The record is from RefSeq and is a predicted model, not a curated record.
AUGGUAGACGAUAACAAAAAGAAUUCGAAUGCGAGACAAACAGGCCGCUAUCCAGAACUGAGCCAUCCUUUGUCACAAGCAACUCGUGUGGACGAUGAUGGCAAGGGCCAGAAUGAUAAUGAGGCAGGUUCAAAUGAUGAUGGUAGUGUGGUUGUGCCCCCACUGCUCCGGGUGAGGAUUAUCCAGGCCAACAGACAAUUGAGCAUAAGGACAAGGGCUCUGUAUCACUCUAAGCAGCAACGACCACAUUGCUACAUGCGAAAGCAAAAUUCGGCUUCUUUUUCCUCGACCGGCUGGUAUUUCUUCAACCAACUUACUACUACUACCAUCCAUACUGCCGACACCACUAUUUCCAGCGUUGAUGCCUUCAGCAUGUUUCUGCUGGAAGACAUUCUAGAGCGGACAAAGUGA